Aplysia californica (California sea hare) is the source of this 1453-nucleotide messenger RNA. RefSeq names its product homeobox protein SIX6. Lineage: Eukaryota; Metazoa; Mollusca; Gastropoda; Aplysiida; Aplysiidae. The annotation marks the transcript as partial. The transcript has 4 exons. Gene Ontology annotation, biological process: regulation of transcription by RNA polymerase II. Gene Ontology annotation, cellular component: transcription regulator complex; nucleus. Gene Ontology annotation, molecular function: DNA-binding transcription factor activity, RNA polymerase II-specific; RNA polymerase II cis-regulatory region sequence-specific DNA binding. The record is from RefSeq and is a predicted model, not a curated record.
UAAUAUUACUUGAACCGAAACGCCUCCCCCAGCACUCCAGCCUUCUCGGACACGGAUAGUAUUCGGAGAAUAAAAUAUACACCACAUCAACUGAUCCUGGACUCACAGACUGUAUUUGUCUUCCGAAGGAGGAAGGUCCGUCCAUCCAUCCAUCGGAAAGUUAAUUUUUUUUGUGCGUUGACGACAAAGCUUUGAGCAACUUGACAGAGAGGUAGGUCUGUCGACUUUCAGAAGUUACUAGCUAACUAUAACGACAACUGCUAGAUUCUAGCCCGUUUCCUUUCUUCACCCUUCGCGAUUUCAGCGAAGGCUCCGCGGUAAAUGGAUGGAUCUACGAUGCACUAACAAGCUCCCUGUACCCACGGGUCUAUCGCCGCCUCACUCGGCCAAAGCUCUCUCAAUGUCUGCAGCUGCAGCAGCAGCAACAGCAGCAGCAGCAGCUGCCGCGGCUGCAACCUUCAACUUCCCCAAUGGAUUUCCCGCAGCAGCGUUUCCAGCGGCCAAUGCGGCCAUGUUCGGCCUGUACGGGCUGGACGCACCCAUGCCAGCACCCUUACCCUUACCCAUCCUACACUUCACUCCGCACCAAGUCGCCAAAGUCUGCGAGACCCUGGAGGAGUCCGGAGACAUAGAGCGUCUUGGCCGCUUCCUGUGGUCACUUCCGGUCAACCCGAGCGCCUGUGAGGCCCUCAAUAAGCAUGAGUCGGUCAUCAGAGCACGCGCGCUUGUGGCCUUCCACACGGGCAACUUCCGGGACCUGUACCACAUUCUGGAGCACCACAAGUUCACCAAGGAGUCCCACGGAAAGUUGCAGGCCAUGUGGCUAGAAGCCCACUACCAAGAAGCGGAAAAACUCCGCGGCAGGCCCCUGGGACCCGUGGACAAGUACCGAGUCCGCAAAAAGUACCCGCUGCCUCGCACGAUCUGGGACGGCGAGCAGAAGACGCACUGCUUCAAGGAGCGAACCCGCAACCUUCUGCGCGAGUGGUACCUGCAGGACCCCUACCCCAACCCGACCAAGAAGCGGGAGCUGGCCCAGGCGACUGGACUCACGCCCACACAGGUGGGCAACUGGUUUAAGAACCGGCGACAGAGGGACAGGGCGGCGGCCACCAAAAACAGACUGCAGCAGCAGCAGCACCAGUCGCACAAGCUCAACUCGUCGUCCAGAGAAGACACCGUGUCCCCAUCCAGCAGCAACACCGACCGACGUGACCACGACAAUGACCUUGAGGACGACGACUGCCUCAGCGACCUUGACAGCGAGGUCAGUGACCCGUCUCACGUGGACGAGAUCGACCCGGUGUCCGACGGCCCCCGGACCUCACCCCCGCCCAACCCGCUCAUCACCAACAACCCGUUCCUGCCCCCUCACCUUCAACACCCGGUCAAGGUCGAUCGAUCCGCGGCAUUUGACCUCGUGAGGCCGCCCCUGCCACCACCCCCUCCCCCU